GUGUCAGACUGGCUCUCCUCUCACAAUGGCAGCAGCUCAACUCCCAGCGUCUGUGGAUCAGCACACCUGCUCAGCGUGUCUGGUGGUCCUGCAGGAUCUCGUCGCUAUCCCAUGUGGUCACAGCUUCUGUAUGGUUUGUAUAGAUGUCUACUGGAAACAGUCUGGCACAGAGGGGAUUUACACCUGUCACCAGUGCAGACAAACCUUUGAUUUGAAGCCUCCAUUUAACAGGAAUGCCACUUUGGCUGACGUUACUGCCACAUUAAAAGGAGUGCUGGUGAGUGAAGCUCCAUCUCAGAGUUACGCAGGACCUGAUGAUGUGCCCUGUGAUGUGUGCACUGGCAGAAAACUGAGAGCAGAGAAGACUUGCAGCUCCUGCAUGCACUCCUACUGUGAGACUCACCUGCGGCCACACAGGGAAUCCGAAGAUCUAAAGACCCACAAACUGGAGGAGCCAUCUGGAAGCCUCAAAGACAAGCUAUGCACAAAACACCAGAAAGUUCUGGAAAGCUUCUGCAGAACAGACGAGAUCUGCGUCUGUUUACUGUGUGAGGAGGCUGAACAUAAUGGCCAUGAGAUGGUGACACCUGAUAUGGAGAGAUCUGUCAGACAGAGUCUGCUGGAAAACAGGAUGGCUGAAAUGAAAAAGAGAAUUGAGGAGAAAGAGAAGAAACUGGAGGAGACGAAGGAGACGGUAGUGAGGAUUCAGAGCUCAGCAAAGAGAGAAGUGCAAGAACAUGAGGAGUCCUUCGCGUCUCUCCUUCAGUCCAUUGAAAGGCUAAGGUCAGAGAUCAGCUGUCUGAUCAGAGAUUAUGAGCAGAGGGAAGUGAGAAAGGCCGAAGCGCUCAUGGGGCAACUGAAGAACGAGAUCAAGGAACUGAAGAGGAGAGAUGCUGACCUGGACGAGUUCUCAAAGACAGACAACCACAUCUACUUCCUAAAGAGGUUCCCAUCAAUCUUUUCCAUCUCUGAAGAUGCAGAUGCACCCAUCAUCGCUGUUAACAGUGACUUCCUUCCUGAUACUCUGAGGAAGGACCUAUCUGACCUGAAGAAGACUCUGGAGGAGAUCAGCGACUGGGAGUUUAUGCAGACCAGUGACACCGGACUUAAUUAUCCAGGUCACAUUCUGCAGUAUCUGAGAGGAAGAAAUUAUUUUUUAAAAUGCAAUGGCCCUGUUGUUCCCAACACAGACCUGCACCCUGGCCUCACAGGUCUUAAGGACAGACCUCCUGAUGUGAUCCCACCUAAACGUAAAGGUGCUGCCCUUCGCUAG
Molecule: messenger RNA, 1273 nt
Organism: Erpetoichthys calabaricus (reedfish)
Lineage: Eukaryota; Metazoa; Chordata; Cladistia; Polypteriformes; Polypteridae
Product: E3 ubiquitin-protein ligase TRIM47-like
Exons: 6
Coding region: 26-1273 (415 amino acids)
Molecular function (GO): zinc ion binding
Source: RefSeq, a predicted model, not a curated record